AUGUUUGACGUUGUUAUCAUCGGUGCCGGAUUGUCUGGCUUGCAAGCUGCAUACUCCGCCAAGAAAGCGGGACUGAAAGUCGUCGUCGUUGAGGCACGCAAUCGCGUCGGUGGAAAGGUUUGGACGGUGCCACUCGCCUCGGGGCGAGGAUAUGCAGACCUUGGGGCUGCCUGGAUCAAUGAUGAAUUGCAAAAGCGGGUCACGGCGUAUGCUAGACAAUUCGGCCUGAAGACAACGAAGCAGCGACUGGAAGGCAAGGCAGUUAUGCAGCUCUCCGGAGAUGAGCGGUUCGAGUUUCCAUUUGGGAUUACACCUAAGUUUUCGCCAGAAGAAACCAAGAAUUUAGAAUAUAUCCGCGAUCAUAUUCAAGCCAAGUCCCUGCGAAGCGAGCCACCUCUCCCAGAGGAUGACAAUGUUACAAUCGAGCAAUAUCUUCUGAAACUCGGCGCCGGGCCCAAAACGCUGGCGAUGGUCAACGUAUGGGCAAAGGCUAUGCACGGCCUGGAAAUUGAUCAAUACUCCGCUGCAUGGUUUAUUGAUUACUGCCGGACCAAUGGUGGUCUCCUCUCGGUGCGUGCGGACGACCACACGGGUGGAAACUACAUGCGUUUCGAAAAAGGUGCCCAACAAGUACCGAAUGGUCUGGCCAAACUAAUUGGCGAGGAGGACAUUCGUCUGAAUGAACCCGUCGCGUCAAUCCAGGAUCACCAAGAUCAUGUCACGGUGACCACAACCACUGGCAAUACCUACACUGCACGCAAAUGCAUUCUCUCAAUCCCUAGCACCUUGUAUAAGGAUUUAAAUAUCUUCCCCAAACUUCCUCUCCCCGUACAGGAUGUCACGAAUAACACCGUCUUGGGCCACUACAACAAGUCCAUUGUCUGCUACAACACGCCUUGGUGGAGAAAGAAAGGGUUCAAUGGAUUUUUCGUGAGCUACGGUGGAGGGCCAGUUGCUAUUGCUCGUGAUAGUAGUGUUGACGAGAUCGGCUAUUAUUCUCUUACUUGCUUUGUCAAUGGCCGUCCUGGGGAGAAAUGGGGAAACUCGUAUCCACAUGAACGUCGCGCGGCGGUUUUGAAUCAGCUUGCGGCCAUCUUCGACGCAGAACCAGAUUCGGAGCUUUGGAGGCCUCUUGAGAUCUUCGAGCAAGUGUGGCAGCACGAACGGUACAGCAAGGGUGCAUUGGCCCCCGUCCACGCCUUAGGGCACUAUACAAAAUAUGCCGCAUUCUACGGCAAGCCUGUUGGGAACCUUCACUUUGUGGGUACAGAAUACUCAAGGGAGUGGAAGGGAUACAUGGAAGGCGCUCUUUGCUCCGGCGAGAUCGGAGCGCAGGAGGUCAUUGACGCUCUCAAGCAAGGACCAACAGCCAAGUUGUGA
Aspergillus bombycis is the source of this 1380-nucleotide messenger RNA. RefSeq names its product flavin monoamine oxidase family protein. Gene Ontology annotation, molecular function: oxidoreductase activity. Bases 1 to 1380 code for a protein of 459 amino acids. The record is from RefSeq and is a predicted model, not a curated record. Lineage: Eukaryota; Fungi; Ascomycota; Eurotiomycetes; Eurotiales; Aspergillaceae. The transcript is spliced from 3 exons.